AUGACAACGGAAUUACGAAAGCGACAUGACGUCAACGGUAACACGGAGGUCACAACACAGGAUGGUGGGAAGGUGUCCCUUGAAAGAAGCAUCAAAUUAAUAGGUGGGAUUUCUUUAAUCGUCGGAAGUAUGAUCGGCUCGGGAAUCUUCGUAUCCCCGAGAGGAGUCCUGGUGGCAACGGGGAGUGUCGGAGCUAGCAUACUUGUUUGGACCGCCUGUGGUAUAAUAGCUACCUGUGGUGCUUUGUGUUAUGCCGAACUUGGUACUAUGAUACCGAAAUCUGGAGGCGAAUAUGCCUACCUUAAAUUUACCUUUGGAAAUAUAGCAGCAUAUUUGUACGCCUGGACGGUAAUAUUCGUACUUCGGACGUCUACCAUAGCUCUUAUAAGUUUGGCAUUUGCUGACUACGUUGCUGCCCCAUUUUUCGACGACUGUUCAUCACCAGUCUUGGCAACUAAACUUUUGGCUGCAGCUUGUGUGUUAACCCUGGUCAUCAUAAACUGCAUUAGCGCUAGACUAGCAACAUCGAUCCAAAUUAUCUUCACCGCUGCCAAAUUGUUUGCACUUGGUCUUAUCAUCGUGAUCGGCCUAAUAAACAUGAUAAAAGGAAACACAGAUCAUAUAGAUCCGUCGGUAUCAUUCAAAGGCUCAGAGACCAGUGCAUUUGCAUAUGGAAUAGCAUUUUAUCAAGGACUGUGGGCUUAUGAGGGAUGGAACCAGUUGAAUUAUGUCACCGAGGAACUCAAGAAGCCUGAAAGAAAUUUGCCGUUAUCUAUUAUAAUUGGUAUUCCAAUGGUGACUUUGUUUUAUGUGAUGACAAAUCUGUCGUAUCUGACUGUGAUGUCACCGGAAGAACUUAUAUCGUCCAGUGCAGUUGCUGUUACUUUUGGGCAACGAACUUUGGGUUCGUGGGCGUGGAUUAUGCCAUUGUCUGUUAUGUUGUCGACAUUUGGUGCCGCAAAUGGAGCCUGCUUCACUACAUCUAGAGUUGUUUUUGCUGCGGCUAGAGGAGGCCACAUGGUGAAAUCUUUAUCGAUGGUACACAUGGAGAGGAUAACACCAGUGCCUGCACUGAUGUUUAUGACGGUGAUAAUUAUUAUAAUGUUGAUACCAAGCGAGUUCGAUACGUUGGUAAACUACUUCAGCUUCUCUGCUUGGAUUUGGUAUGGUGCCACAGCCUCUGCUCUUAUUGUUCUUAGAUUCACAGCAAAGGAUCUCCCAAGACCUGUUAAGGUAGGCCUAUAGAAUAAGCUGGUAUCCAUGUUUUAAGACCUCUUCACAACAUAAUACAUUUUUUUCUUUUUUAUUGUUUAUUUCUCGUUUUUUUUUGUUUUUUUGUUUUUUGUUUUUGUUUGAUUGGUUGCUUUCAUAUGGGUUACCACUUCCUGACUCUGGGCAGCGUCGUUUUCUGUCGCAGUCUAACGGCAAAAAACUUCUGAUUCGGAAGCUGCUUUUACAUCGAAUUUGCCAGUGUGUUUCUGCGUAUACGCACCACUAUUGAAAGCGAUGCUGCCUCGACAUCGGUUGUUGGAUUCCCCCCACCACGAAGCACCAAACCAAAUUAUAUACCAAAUUGUGUUACAUGCAUAAAAUAUU
Molecule: messenger RNA, 1596 nt
Organism: Anneissia japonica
Lineage: Eukaryota; Metazoa; Echinodermata; Crinoidea; Comatulida; Comatulidae
Product: b(0,+)-type amino acid transporter 1-like
Exons: 9
Coding region: 1-1245 (414 amino acids)
Biological process (GO): amino acid transmembrane transport
Cellular component (GO): membrane
Molecular function (GO): L-amino acid transmembrane transporter activity
Source: RefSeq, a predicted model, not a curated record